Molecule: messenger RNA, 2546 nt
Organism: Hydra vulgaris (swiftwater hydra)
Lineage: Eukaryota; Metazoa; Cnidaria; Hydrozoa; Anthoathecata; Hydridae
Product: protein DD3-3
Molecular function (GO): carbohydrate binding
Source: RefSeq, a predicted model, not a curated record
AGUAGCAUCUGUUUAGUUGAUAUCAAGACAGCGAAGUAGUAGUCAAACAAAUAUAAAGAACUUGCAAAGAUUUUAAACAAGAUCAACGCAAUGUUGUUUAAAUUGUUGCUGGUAGUGCUGUGCACACUGGUACAAUCAGAUGUUUAUCUACACAACCCAAGAGGGAGCAACAACAGACUUGAUGAGCAAGGAAGAGAACGUAAUAAUGCAAACCGGAUGUUCAAUUCUCAAAAUAACAACCGUGGUGGUUACAAUGUUGGAAACAUGAUAUAUUAUGAAGGAUCACAACUUACGAUUGAGUGGACAAAUCAACAUUCUUGUGGUGGACCAAAUGCUAAUUGUGAUAUCAUUGUGCAAUAUAUGUGCAGUAAUAAUCUGCGCGACGGCACUACAACAAGCACAAUUCCUGAUUGGUUUCCUAAUGAUUGUGCAAACAAUGAUUGUACCACUGAUAGAUCAAAGUAUGGCAUGAAUGAAGAUUAUGACUACUAUUUAAGAUGCAUAAAAACAAUGAGAAACAAAGGAUUGUUAACAGCUGAUCAGAAAUUGAAUGGAGAUACUGCACAGUAUACUCGUCAAAAUAGCGGAGGUACUCGUUAUGGAUAUGAGUGUCAAGAAGAAAGAGACUACUAUCCCUAUUGGAGGCCUACACCUUGGAAGGAUAUUGUUGUGAUGACAAAUGAUGAGAGCCGUUGUAAAUUUUAUAAGAGUGAAAGUGAGAAUGUGAAAUCAAGGUUCAUUUGCCAGCCUCCAGAUGGUUAUAUGGAUGCCCUGAAAAAUUGGAAAGCAUGGACAUACUUACCAAUCACAAAAGAAAAUUGUGAGAAACUAGAGUGGCCACAGGGUUCUGGAAAUUUUGCAAAAUGGAUAGAAAUAAAAAGUAAAAAUAUAGACCCGCCAGAUUGCAUUCAAUCACCUAUGUCUCGAGAUAAUCAUAAUGGAAAUGGACCUGGAGGAUUUGCUAACACAUACAAUUGGACAAUACCAAAAGAUAUUAGUGAGAAUUGUGCUCUUCGUCUGCGCUAUAAUAUUUCAACUGGUGAUUUGUCAAACUACAACACCAGUGGAGUACAAGUUGCUAGUGUAUGUGAAUGGAGCACUCUUACUCUUAAUACUAAUGGUCUUGGAACAAUAAAAAUAUUAGAGGCAAACUAUGGUCGAACCUCAGCAACUCAAUGUGGCAGCAGCCCCAGUUAUAACACAAAAUGUAACAAUCAACAAAAGUCACUCCAAAUUGUUAAAAGUCUCUGUGAAUCUCAAACUUCUUGUUCUAUUACUGCUUCAAAUAAUGUAUUUGGUGAUCCAUGUGUUGGAACAUACAAAUAUCUUGAAGUGAAAUAUACUACUACGAUAGUAACAAUCGGACCUUUAGUUGGACUAUCAGACACUGAAGCCAAUAAUAGAGGAUUUGUUUUUAAAAAUAACCCUGUGGUCCAACCAUUGAAAACAGGUAAUCCUUCUUUGGAUGCAAAUCUACAGUUACGACUAGCUAUUAACACUGCUCAAUAUGGUAGAACAUUUCAAGAUAGGAGUCAUCGAUUUAUAAUUAGACCACGUCCUUCUGGAUUUGAAAAUGUUAAUAUUUACAAUCUAAAUGUUCGUGGCAAGCGAGGAAAUAUUGUCCAAGUAUUUCCAGCAGUUGAAUAUGACUUUGUUCCAAAUCGUCUUGUUGUAUCAGCUUCAGAUGCCGUGCAUAUACAGUGGACAGGAUCUAAUACGAAUCCAAAUGAUAAUGCUGGACAAGGCACAGCUGGAACUGAUCGCUCAAACAUUAUUUUAUUAAAAGAUCAAAAUUACCCAGAAGGCAAUCUUGGGCAAGCAGUUCUACCUGCUUAUAAGAAUGGUCAUUAUGGAAAUAACUAUCCCAUGCUUUUAAACACAUCAAAAAGUUUCUUAGGACUUGGUUUGAAUGAUGCCACUCUGCUAGCUUUUUUAAAUACUGAUUUGAUCAGUCCAAAUCCUUUGCUAAACGAUGCUCCACGAUACUUCAAUAUGGGUCUUCGUCGUUUGUCAAAAAAUGCAGUAGGAACUUACUAUUAUAUGUGCACUAGAAAUAAUAACUUUUCUAACCGCAGUCAAAAAGGUAAAAUAGUCGUUUUACCAGAAAAAAAUACUCCUGUUUUGCCACAGAUAAGUGGUGGUAACGUUUUACCGCAAGCGAACCGUGACUGGCCCAAUCAUGAUACCAAGACAAGCCAUACGAAGAAGCAGUAUCACCUGAAUAAAUCAGUUUUAACACAGAAGCGCAAUAAACCAAUUUCUGUAUAGUGGUUGCUUUAUGUAAAAUUUAAAUUGAAUAAUGUCAGGCACAUUAAUUGAUAUCAAUUGAUUCAAUUCCAGUCUUUUAAGCAAAUCCCAGUGUCGAAGAGAUAUAAUUUACUGGUGUAAUAGCUUUUAAUACUUUUGUCUGCAAAUAAAUUUUUCUAGAAACAAUAAUAAUGCUUGUUUAUUUUUUUUCUUUAUUUGCUUAAUUAUUCUUUUUAUUAUGUAUUAUAAGCACAGUACUUGUAUUUAUGAGUUUUCAUAUAAACUAAUACUUUAUUAAA